Messenger RNA from Pseudogymnoascus destructans, 402 nucleotides. RefSeq lists its product as uncharacterized. The record is from RefSeq and is a predicted model, not a curated record. Bases 1 to 402 code for a protein of 133 amino acids. The transcript has a single exon. Gene Ontology annotation, cellular component: cytoplasm; nucleus. Gene Ontology annotation, biological process: nucleotide-sugar metabolic process; regulation of DNA repair; ATP generation from poly-ADP-D-ribose. NCBI's taxonomy places the organism in Eukaryota, Fungi, Ascomycota, Leotiomycetes, Thelebolales, Thelebolaceae. Gene Ontology annotation, molecular function: poly(ADP-ribose) glycohydrolase activity.
AUGGCUGACAGGAGAGGCGGCUUACCUGAUGUGCUUCCUGGAAAUGUGGAAAGAAAACUGCGCAAGGCCUAUACUGGGUUCCGGGCAAGCCAUAUAACUCGUGAGGGUAGCCCGAGAGAGCCAUUCUCGGUGAUAUACACUGGCUUCUGGGGUUGCCGCACAUUUGGUGGUAAUCCGGAUAUCAAAGCCUUGAUACAGUGGUGCGCCGCAUCUCUUGCUGGUAGCUCAAUGAAGUUCAUAUGCUCAACUUCAGAACAGCAUGCAUUUGCAGUUAAUUUACGAAGCUUCAUUGAGUACGCUUCUACCAAUGGCAUUAGAACGGACGAACUCCUGCGGAUAUUACUAGACCUGACGCCAGGUGACCUUGACGGCCUGCAACAUCCCAUAGAGCAUGUCCUCUAA